ACUAUAAAUAUUGUAAGCUUGUUGGUUGCAAUCACAGUUGAAAAACAGAGCUUUGCCGGGAACAGGUCGUUAAAUCUUUAAAAAUGACAAAGACAUUUGCUGUGCUUUCAGUGCUGGCUCUUUUAGCAUCCUCUACUUAUGCCGGACCUGUGGGAAUCGAUUUGUUUCUUCCAAGAGGAAAAUUUCCAUGUCCGAGGGUGACCUCUCUACUGCCGACUCUAUCGGCUAUGGCUACUAUGCGGCUCCCAUUCCAGCUUACGCUGUAUACGGAGGGGGAUAUAAGUACGGAGGAUACAGCGGCUACGGUAGAUAUCGCACCUACGGAACUUACUAUCGUCCACCAAUUUAUCCAGUCUGGGGCUAAGGCUAAUCCCACUCUACUCUAUGAACACCACCCUUAAAUGAACACUAGCGGCUUGACCGCUAUUGUAACCAAAGAAAUUGUGUAAACGUACCAAAAAUACUGGCAUUUGGGAUGAAGUUUUUGACCCCAGAAACAAUUAACACCGCCCCGGCAUAAUCGCAAUAAAAGCAAAACAUC
Drosophila miranda is the source of this 541-nucleotide messenger RNA. RefSeq lists its product as uncharacterized. The transcript is spliced from 3 exons. The coding region runs from base 84 to 401 and encodes 105 amino acids. The record is from RefSeq and is a predicted model, not a curated record. Lineage: Eukaryota; Metazoa; Arthropoda; Insecta; Diptera; Drosophilidae.